Messenger RNA from Coregonus sp. 'balchen', 36545 nucleotides. The record is from the annotation of a GenBank genome assembly. NCBI's taxonomy places the organism in Eukaryota, Metazoa, Chordata, Actinopteri, Salmoniformes, Salmonidae.
AUGUCCAGGCUGAGAGAGAAAAGCAGUGGAGUUCAUUUCGCACUGGCUCCCAUCCUGGCAUGGGUUACUAUUCCCUUUCUGGCCCGCACUUAAGUACAUUUCUUUGCACCCAGGCUUCAUUCAUCAGACACGUGGGACUGAUAGGAGUUCACUGUAACACUCACUUAGGCACGGGUUUGAAGAAGCCACACUUUGGUGUCUCUGACUACAAAAUUCUUGAUUUGCUUAUCUGACAGGAAAACUACUCAGAUACUGACUGAUACUGACACUGGACUGUCCAUAAGAAUACCAGGCAGGGCAGCAGGUUGGCUGACCCUCUGAGGAAAACCCUUAACAGAGCUCAUCUUUUCCUGACUCCCUGGCUACGUGUGACCAAGGGCAGUAUACUGUACAGCGCUGAGAGAUACCAGCCAAAGGCUUUGUUUGCUUCCCUGCCUGCCCCUAUUGCAAACAGCUUCCUUCCUGUACCACAGCACAACACACACACAGCCUUGAGUCAGGACUCAAAACACACUGCUCCUUCCCGUUGACUCUUUCCACAUUUUGUUGUGUUACAGCCUGAAUUUAAAAUGGAUUAAGUUUAUAUUUUGUUUCACUGGCCUACACACCAUACCCCAUAAUGUCAAAGUGAAAAAAUGUUUUUAGAUUAUUUCUCUCCAAUUAAUUAAAAAAAUGAAAAGCUGAAAUGUCUUCAGUCAAUAAAUAUUCAACCCCUUUGUUAUGGCAAGCCUAAAUAAGUUCAGGAGUAAAAAUGUGCAUAACAAGUCACAUAAUAAGUUGCAUGGACUCACUCUGUGUGCAAUAAUAGUGUUUAACACAAUUUUUGAAUGACUACCUCAUCUCUGUACCCCACACAUACAAUUAUCUGUAAGGUCCCUCAGUCGAGCAGUGAAUUUCAAACACAGAUUCAACCACAAAGACCAGGGAGGUUUUCCAAUGCCUCGCAAAGAAGGGCACCUAUUGGUAGAUGGGUAAAAAAAUAUAAAUAAACAUACAUUCAAUAUCCCUUUUGAGCAUGGUGAAGUUAUUCAUUACACUUUGGAUGGCGUAUCAAUACACCCAGUCACUACAAAGAUACAGGCGUCCUUUCCAACUCAGUUGCCGGAGAGGAAGGAAACCGCUCUGGGAUUUUACCAUGAGGCCAAUGGUGACUAUAAAACAGUUAGAGUUUAAUGGCUUUGACAGGAAAAAACUGAGGCUGGAUCAACAACAUUGUACUUACUCCACAAUACUAAACUAAAUGACAGAGUGAAAAGAAGGAAGCCCGUACAGAAUAAAAAUAUUCCAAAACAUGCAUCCUGUUUGCAAUAAGGCACUAAAGUAAAAUUGCAAAACAUCUAGCGUAGAAAUUAACUUUGUCCUGAAUACUAAGCGUUAUGUUCGGGGCAAAUGCAACACAUCACUAAGUGCCACUCUUCAUAUUUUCAAGCAUGGUGGUGGCUGCAUCAUGUUAUGGGUAUGCUUGUCAUCGGCAAGGACCUCAGAGUUUUUUUUUUAGGAUGAAAAUAAAUGGAAUAGAACUACGCACAGGCAAAAUUCUAGAUGAAAACCUGGUUCAGUCUACUUUCCAACGGACUCUGGGAGACAAAUUCCCCUUUCAGCAGGACAAUAACCUAAAACACAAGGCCAAAUCUACACUGGAGUUGCUUACCAAGACAGCAUUGAAUGUUCCUGAGUGGGCUAGUUACAGUUUUUUAAGAAUAAUGUGCAACUAUUGUAACGUAUUGACUCAGCGGUGUGAAUACUUGUGUAAUGAGAUUUCUGUAUGUCAUUUUCAAUACAUUUGCAAAAAAUUCUAAAAACGUUUUCAAUUUGUCAUUAUAGGGUAUUGUAUGUAGAUGGAUGAGAGAAAAUAAAUGUGAUCUAUUUUGAAUUCAGGCUGUAACACAACAAAAUGUGGAAUAAGUCAAGGGGUAUGAAUAAUUUCAGAAGUCACUGUAGCCUAAACUAGAGGGACAUCAUGUUUUUUGUGUGAUUUUUAAACAUCUCUGUUCUUGUUCGUUUGGCUAGCUUAUAUAUUUUUUUAUGCUGUAGUGAGUGGUUGAGGGAGAAAUGGCAUGGGCCAGUUCUGUUUUUCUGAUUUUCAGUGAUUUCUGUAUUGCUAUUAAGCCUUAGUUGUUAAGCCUUAAAGUAACUGUCCAGUGAAAUAUAUAUUUUUAAAGCUCAUUCUGUUUGCUCAUAACCAAAUAAUGUUGUUGACUUGUCCUUUAUUUUGUGGCCAAAGCAUAAAUUAGAGAAAAAACACUCAGUAAACUUGUUUUUGAAGCAAACAUUUUAAAUAAACGCUUGAAAUUUGCUUAGAUCAGGGGUGUCAAACUCAUUUUAGCUCAGGGGCCACAUGGAGGAAAAUCUAUUCCCAAGUGGGCCAGACCGGAAAAAUCAUGGUAUAUAUAUAACUUAAAAACAACAACUUCAGAUUGUUUUCUUUGUUUUAAUACGAUCAACAUACAACAUAAAGCUGGAGCCUGAGGACAGUGUGUCCAAAAUAGUACAAGCACAACAUCACUAUUAAUCAUAAAACACGUCAAGUUUAUUUGAAAAUUCUAAAGAAAAAGAACACACAAACACACAAUGCCUCAGUGAUUCACAUAACUGUUUCACAGAUCACAGAACUAUAUCAGGGUGUCAUUUCUCAGGCAGAAAUGUAGAUACAAAUAAUGAAAUCCUGUUCCCCAAACAAGUGCAAGAACCACAGAGUCAAGAAUAGGUUAAAUAUACAAAUAAAAUAAAAUCAAUUAAAAACAAUAGCACAUCAACAUAAAAACAUAUAAACAUAAAUCUGAAAGCGUUGCUCAAACUCCCGUAACAGUCCCGUUAUUUUAUCUUUGAACCGCUUCAUGUCUGCCACAUGUUGGGACGCGCACACAUUUUUCAGACAGGGGAAGUGAGCUGCAUCACCACCGGCAAGUUGCGUCUCCCACAAUGACAGCUUCAACUUGAAAGAACGUAUGCUGUCAUAAUACUGCGUGACAACUUUGUUGCGCCCUUGCAGCUGUUUGUUCAAGUUAUUCAGAUGCUCUGUAACAUCCACCAUAAAUGCAAGGUCCGGCAUCCAUUCUGCGGAAUGAAAUUCUAACACUGGUUUGCCCUUUUCUUCCAUGAACUGUUCAAUUUCUUCUCGUAAAUCAAAGAAACGCCUCAGCACAGCACCUCGGCUUAACCAUCUUACCUCAGUGUGGUAUGGCAGGCCAUAGAUGUGGUCUUUCUCUCUGAGAAGGCUGUCAAACUGACGGUGAUUCAGGCUUCUGGAUCGGAUGAAAUUAACAGUUUGGAUGACCACCUUCAUGACGUUAUCCAUCUUUAAUGACUUGCAACAUAAAGCCUCCUGGUGCAAAAUACAGUGAAAAGUCAAAAAAUCACGUCCUCCAUUUGCAGAUUACACUUUCUCUCUGAACUUUGUCACAACGCCUGCUUUUUUCCCCGAUCAUUGAGGGCGCACCAUCUGUAGCCAGGCUGACAGCGCGGGACCAGUCCACUCCGACCCUGUCCAGCGCGCCGACGAGUGCGGUAAAAAUAUCAUCGGCACCAACUCCACGAACUCCUCGUGACGGUCAAUGUGUCAUCAACUCCGCGGAUGAAAAAAUGGCCAGUUGUGCAACAUCUGUAAUGUCCGUGCUUUCAUCAAUUGCAACCGAAAACGCAAUAAAUUACUUUACUUUUUGCUUCAACUGGCUGUCCAAAUCCACUGAAAGAUCGGAAAUCCUGUCUGCAACUGUGUUUCUUGUCAGGCUGAUAUUUGCAAAAGCCUGCCGCUUUUCAGGGCACACAAUCUCCGCUGCCUUCAUCAUGCAUGUUUUUACAAAUUCACCCUCACUAAAUGGUUUUGAAGCCACUGCGAUUUCAUUAGCAAUGAGGUAGCUACCUUUCACUGCAGCGUCACUGAUGUCUCGGCUGUGAGUAAACACAGACUGCUGUUUCUUCAGACCCGCCAACAGUUCAUUCACCUUCUCUCAUCUCCGCUGUCCUUGAAAGUUGUCAUAUUUGUCGGCAUGAAGACUCACAUAGUGGCGACAAAGGUUAUAUUCUUUCAGCACUGCAACAUGCUCUGAACACACCAAACAUACAGCUUUCCCAUUCAAUUCCGUGAUUAAAUAGGAUGACCAUUUUUCUUGGAACACUCUGCACUCUGCGUCCACUUUUCUCUUUUUUGACAGAGACAUAUUGGGGCAAUGAGGGUGCCAAAGCACAUAAUGUUAAAAGUAGAAGCCGUAAUAAAUAUCGCGGGCAAAACAAAGUAGCUCAUUGGCUGCACGUGCUUGACCUACUUGCUCUGCCCCGGUAUAAACAGUUUGCUUGCUUAACACAAUUGCUAUUGCGCCACCCAGUGGACGCAAUUGGAACAGCAGUUAAUUUUAUUGAAAAAUUGCAGCGCAUUUUUAUACUGAUUAUUUUUUUUUUUUUUUUUUUUUUUUUUUUUUUUUUUUUAUAUAUAUAUAUAUAUAUAUUUUUUUUUUUAAUCAUCUCGCGGGCCGGAUUAAACCCGUUUGCGGGCCUUAUCCGGCCCGCGGGCCGUACGUUUGACACCCCUGGCUUAGAUAAUGACAUCCUCUUUGGCCAAGACGGGCCCUUAUGUGAUUAGUCUAGCAGCUUUUUCCUUUUUCCAAAAUUCUCCGGUGGGAAAGAAGAUCCUUCUCAAGACUAGGGGACCGAGUUGGUCCGUGCUAUCUGGAUCCUUGGGACGUCCCUAGGAUUAAGUUGAACAUUAGAAGGGUUAAGGCGUCCGCAUGCUUCCCAUCCGAAACAGUUCGGAACAGUUCGUGCAUAUAUUAUGACGACAUUUUGUGUUGUUUUUGUUCGUUUUGGUCUUCGGCAAGUUUUUUUCCGGCUGUUCGUGCACACACUUUUUUUUUCUCCCCGAGGCAAGCCGAAGUCUACGUGCCUUCGUCUGUGAUUUGUCAACAGUAGGGAUUCUUCAAUAAAGUGUGUCAUUCAAUGAGACAUUGUUUUCAUGCAAAAAAAAAUGUACUUGCGAAAAACAGCACCAAACAUCUUAGAUGUAAAAUUGCACGACCAAGAUAUUUUCUGCAAAAAGGUAAAAACUCAAAUCUGUCAUUAAUUAUCUCAGAUUAAUUCUGACUGUUUUGAGGAAAUGUAAAGAUGGACAAACAGUACUCGGGCCACUUUUUUCUCGUUUUUCAAGCAAAGGAAUAUAGUGACAACGCAAAGGACAGAAACGACUCACACUUGUGAAAUAAUCAGUCUGCAUUUAUUGCUGUUAUAGUAAAGUGCACUAGUAGUUCCAUCGUGUGUUUCCAAAUACUGAAUCCAUCCAUACUAUUUGACUUGGCAGUCGGCCCCAGUGCCCCCACAUGGAAGCUAAUUUGAAUAUCCAGGUGUAUGCAAGUCUCAUUGGAUGAGCUGUCAAAGCAGUUUUUUUUUACCAGUAUACUCCCAAACCACUCUGUUUCCUAACAGGCUAAGCAGAGGCACAGAGAAAAGCUGCUUUUUAACAUCCCUCAUUAUAUAUUUUUUUAAGGACAUCUAUUUAAUUCAUGUUGUAAUUAAUUGUAGGUAAUAUUUCAUAAACAAUCUGGAACACUGGACAGAUACUUUAAGAUGUAGUAGUGGAAUGGUUGAGAGAGGAGAAAUCUAGGCUCAAGUUCCCUCUGCACAUAGUUUCAUAACAGUGUGUGUGUCAUGUGAGGGAUCAUCAAUCAUAACGUCUGCCACAGUAUCACGUCUGUAUUCCCCAGUCAGUCACAACCUAUAAAAGUAGCUGCCGGGUUAGAUGAGGGGAAGUCAUUGCUUUUUGACUUCCAAUCUCCUGCUUCCCUGUCUUGAGGCAGCCCAGUGGUCUGAGCAGGCAGCCCAGUGGUCUGUAAGACCGCUUGUCGACAUGUUCUUCCUAUCGGUGCUAUUUUAAGUGAUCCAAGCGUUCUCAGAACAGCAGGGUCAUGGUAAAGAUAUAUUUUUGCGUAAAGCACCCUCCCCUGUCUUCACCUAUGGUACUGGCAUGGUAAGUACUGGUAGUUGCCUAUGUCUUAAUGAAAACAGAAUAGCCUAUUUGUGGGAGAUUUAGGCCAUCAAAUGUAAAGUUAUGCAGACUACUAGACCUAUUUCUUGAAUUCUUCCAUGCUCUGUUAGUUAGCAGCACAAUCAGGAUUUCCUCAUAAACAACCCGUGUAGCUCAGUUGGUAGAGCAUGGCUCUUGCAACGCCAGGGUUGUGGGUUCGAUUCCCACGGGGGGCCAGCAUGAAAAUGUAUGCACUCACUAACUGUAAGUCGCUCUGGAUAAGAGCGUCUGCUAAAUGACUAAAAUGUAAACCACAUCAAAGCCUUUGAAAAGCUGGUGUUUGAACGGUGUAGGCCUACCAGCAUUUAUCCUAGAUUUUAAUAUGCAGGCCUAAAAGCGUCCAAAUGCUUCCCAGCCGAAAACAUUUCGGAACAGUUUGUGCAUAUAUUAUGAUGACAUUUUGUGACGUUUUAUGUUCAUUUGGUCUUCGGCAAGGUUUUUUUUUCGGUUGUUCGUGCACACAAAAAAAAUGUCUCGAGGCAAGCCCGAGGUUGGCAGCCGAAGUCUACGCCCCUUCGUCUGUGAUUGGUCAACAGUAUGGAUUCUUCAAUGAAGUGUUUGUUGUCAUUUCAUGCACUUAAAAAAAAUUAAACUUGAAAUACUGCACCAAACAUCUUAGUUGGAUGUAAAAUUACGCGACUAAGAUCUCCUUGUUAACUCAAGAAAUCUGUAAUUAAUUGAUGUUAUCUUAGGUUAAUUCAGACUUUUGAGGACGUUGUCUCAAAAUGGACAAACAGUACUAUUGCAAUUAUUUUCUCGUUUUUCAAGCAAAGGUCUUGCAAGCAAACAGUCGUUGGUUUCGCCUAGCCAAGUUCAGCAAGGCGCCAGCCGAACUGAAGCAUGCUGACGCCUUAACACACCCUCAGAAUUCUAACCCUGGCUUUAAUACCAACUUAGCCAGAAACCCUGUUUGCUGUUUCACAGAAUUGGCAGUCAGAGCUUGUGUCCCAAAUGGCACCCUAUUUUUGUUCAGUGUACAUAACAUUCAUAUUUAACUAUUGGAUUAUUAUUAGUCUAACCCUAUCCAUUGUUGACUUUUAAAAAUGAUUAUUUUACAUAAUAGGGCCAUGGUACUGGCAGCCUCCUGUUUGUGUGGUGUUGUCAGCUUUAAUGCUGGCUGUGGAUCAUUUACAGCAGGAAUCAGAUCGUCAAUCAUGUUCAUGUGUAAAGUUACUCCAUAGACUGAUAUGAACACUUAAAGGCCUCUCGGAAUGUAAUCUAGGCCUAUUUAGUUGACAGAGUCCCAUAUCAGUGAUAUAUCCCAUAUCACCUGACUACCUACUUUCUUUCUGUACAUUCUGGCAAAGCAGAGGGUGAGACACUCAAUAUUGCAGGGGCUUUCAGUCAGCCAUUUCUUGGUCUAGAACUGAAGCCCAGAAUUAGGCCUAGUCCCCUUGCACUCAGUUUUGACUUAGAAUAGAAUAACUGUAUUUUCCCCAGAGAGAACGUGAGUUUGGCAAGUCUGAUCGGAUGCGUGAAGUAAACAUGUGUAAUACUAUUGCUGCUACAACAUCACACCGUUCUUACACACUUGUGAUGCAGCAUGAUCUACUCCGUCAUAGACACACAGCUCUUGGGUUUGUGGUUUCCUCUGGCAUCCUUUCCAUUGAACAAUCGGGUUGAACUUGGUUCAACGGAGAAUGUGGACGUGAUGUCAUCCACACACUCAUGGAUCAUGUGACUCAUAGAGUAGAAUGCAGAAGUGAGCGCUCACCUGGCUGAAACCAAGGAAACACAACAGGUUGUGGGUCAGGUGUCCCAGUGAGCCAGCCGUGGUGGGGCCUUGGAAGGAACUGUCUACUAGUGUCCUGUCAUUCUUGUUGUUAUCAUAGAGCGAAAAUAGAUGUUGGUUUGAACUUUGAAGCUUCUCCGCAUUAGCAUCUUGUGGCUUCUCUGGGGCUGUGAGAGAGACUAGAGAGAGGGGUUUCACAUCACAGACACACACACUCUUCUAGGGGUCACAGUUCACAGUCACUGUAUUUUGCCUGAUUUUUUUUAGUUUCAGCAGGGGGGGUUGCCUACAGAUCCAGUUGCUGUGUGUGUGACAGUGUUUGUGUGUUGGAGGGGUAAGCAGGUGUUCUCUUUCACCCACAAGAAAGUGUGAUUAGGUUAUUCUAGUACCCAGUGUCCUAAAGCAGGGUUUCAUUUUCAACCCAGAGUGUUAUAAUAUAGCCUAGCUGGCCGGGAGCACCAGAAUGCUUAUCUGGAAAAGUACCCUCUGUGGAUUCAAAAACAACCCCCAUUAUCAGACAGAGGAAAAGCAUCACAGUUUAGGUUGAUUAUUUAUGUAACAUACAUGUUCACCUCUCUUGGCUGCCCACCACACACACACACACACACACACACACACACACACACACACACACACACAGUGUCCCAAUGGCUUCUGUAGUGUGUGUCUGUCUGGUGGGAGGGAGGGCUGUUUGAGGUCACAGCGAGGAGGACAUAUUAUUCCCUGUGAAGACCUCCAGUGGAUGGCUGUGCCUGUCACUUUCUUUAGUUCCAGAGGGGGACUAGACGCCCGCCCAGUGGGCAGCGGCAGUGCUGGGAUGCCUUUGUCCAGGCGCUGUCCAGCACAGCGCAAAGAUCACCUGACAGUCUCAUGUUGUUGUGUGAAUUUAGUUCAGCGCUAUUCUUAGCUACGCACUGGACGAGAGGGUGAGGAGAGGGCCGGGGGAAAGAGUGGAAAGACUGGCAGAUGCACAAUGAUGCCCAGGUACCUAGUAAUAUUUAACACAGCUUGCUGCUUGUGUGCAUGAUUAUUGUCAGGUGUUUGUGAUACUGUUCAGGAUUUGACUGUGUUGGAUUUGAAUGUGGUUAGAAUACCUAACUCAAGGUUACUUUCAGCUUCACGGAGAGAGCUGCAGCUGUGUGUUGCGGUGCUUGGAUCUACUCGUUUUUAAGUGGUGCGAGGCUAUAUAUUUUCACUAUCAUUGUGGUGGUGUCAAUGUGCUGCUGUGUUAUGUAAUGUAAUGUGGUGAUUAGUGCUCUGACAGCUUGCAGUUGCUUCUCUGUUUACUGCCUUUCAGUCAAAGGCUGUCCGUCUUCUGUCAUUUUUAGGGAGUUUACUUUGGCACUGCAGGGCUCCGGAUCACACAAUGCUUCUUUGUAGGUUGUAUGCUCUGAUUGAUACAGCUGAGCUAUAAACAAAUUGUUGUUGUUUUUACAAAUGCCCUAGGCUAAAUAGUAGUACAUUUGAAACAUUCAUAGACUGAGGGAUAGAGAAAGACAUUGAGAGAUGGAUACUGCAAGGAAAUGAAUAUGAUGUUUAUAGGCCUUUUGUGUAGGCUGUUUUAUAGGCUCAGUCCGAAUUGAGGUCAGCACUGUGCUGCUGUAUGUAACAGUCUUAUAGUCAUGUGCUGCUGCUUUUAUGAAUGGCUCCUGAUAGCUGACUGUCACAGGGUCUGUUUCCUUGUUUCUCCCCGCUCUAACUCUGUCCCUGGUCCAAUGAUACAAAGUUCUUAAACUGCUCCACUUUCUCUUGUCUGCUGACUUCUGUCCUGAUAAGAUGGAGAGCUGAAUUAUCUGUUAUCCUCUGCUGAAAUGAUUUGCCAAGGUCAUAUUUUGUUUUGUUUUUGUACUCCGUUCUGUUUAUUAGGCUGAAUGAAUCAAAUUACUAGCUUUAGCUAGGUCUAGCCUAGGCUAUUAUGUAAAGGUAUCACAGUAUCAUGCUGAGGAGUAAUGACAUGGUCCUUAAAGCAUAUUGACAGGGGCUCUAGGCCUGCACUACUGUCAUUUGAUCCCAUAGUGUAGGCCAUACAGUAUUUACAUCACACUGCCUAAAACUGUAGGUCAUAGCGAGACUAGUUGGGCCUCUGUCUGUGGGUGAAUAUUAAUAAUGUUCAUCCCUCAGUGAAUGGCCUUUUCUCAAUUGGAUUUGCUAAGCUUUUGCGUCCUGUCUCCUCCAUCUCUCACCUCCUUUUGAAAAAGGUCAAAGCUAAUUGAGGGGCGUUGAGGAGAAGGAACGUGGACGAAAAUGCGCUUGUAUGACUCCACUCGUGCAUCAUCAGGCAAAUUACGUUUACAUGGGGUGGAAUCCCCAAAUGAAUGUGUAAAGUGAUAAAACAAAUGUAGCUAGUUGUGCAAUACAUCUUAUAGAUAAAAGGAUAAGUAGAAUGUCAUUUUGAAAUGUUUGCAUUAUUUUCUCCUUCGGGAAAACAACUGCUUCAAGUUGUUGUUUUGUGGCAGAUAUCAAAACUCUUCCGCGAAGGAUACAUUUUACAUUUUAGUCAUUUAGCAGACACUCUUAUCCAGAGCGACUUAGUGAGUGCAUACAUUUUCAUACCGGCCCCCCGUGUGAAACGAACCCACAACCCUGGCAUUGCGAGCGCCAUACUCUACCAACUGCGCUACAGGAGGGCCAAGGAUACACAUCACUAUCCUCGAUGAUAGGUGGCUAUCGAGGAGUGGAGGACACUUCCGUUCGCCUACUAACAAAUUGACACUCCUCGACUACUCGAAGACUUAUCGGUUUCCGCGUCACGAAGGAGAGAGGACAGACUUUUGCCCAAAUGAGUAAAAUUCAAUGCCUCAUGCAUACCUCAGAGCCAACAUCAUUGAUGACUUGGUUGUCUGAGGGGAAUUGGAUGUUUCUGAACAGAAUAUAUAGGCUAGCUAUGGAGAGCCAGGGGUGUUACAGGAUGUAUCCCAAAUGGCACCCUAUUCCCUAUAUAGUGACUACUUUUGACCAUAACCCUGUGGACCAAGUAGUGCAGUAUAUAGGGAAUAGGGUGCCAUUUGGGACAAAGGUGCCGUCUGUUUGACGAUUCUGCUCUUCCCUGCUCUCUACAAUGGGUAGGGGAGUAUUCUUGGCCUGCCUUGGAAUGCUGAUUCCCCCCAGGGUAGGCCUUGCUUUCAACAUGGACAACUUUUGCACUCCCUGAAUGAGUCCAUGGAUGAUUAUUUCUAGGAUUCGUGUACCAUCACCUCAUUUGCUUUCAAGGUUUAAUUUCAUGAAUGUUGUUUUUCAUUUAGCCUACCUCCUCGAUUAGUGCUUUCAUUGAGGCAUUAUGUUAGGCCGAUGUGAUACGAGCUAGGCUUGGGCGUUAUCCAGUGUCAUACCUUCAUACCGACCUUGUACCAUAUGGGAUAUUCGGUAAUAUUGGCACUGAACACAAGGGGCACUGUUUUCAAACGCCACUGAGGCUCUGUAAUCCGAAGGUUAUCAAUGCUAACAAGUACAUGUAAAAUCCCAUAGAGAAUGCUAACUAAAUGCAAACGAGGGCAUUGCAAACAUUUUAUAGUCUCUGACCUAAACUAUACAAGUAACUAAAAUAUUCAAAUGUAUUAAGAAACUUCAAAGAAAUAGUGAUAUAUACAGUGUACCACCCAAGCCCCUAAUACCAAUGAUACAAUUGAUCAAAGAACUUGAGAUGAGCAAUGGAUAAUUGAUUAAAAGUUCCUUUGGACUAGAGGUUUAAGAAUAACUAAUCCCCCCCCCCCCCCCCCCCCCCAAGUGAAGUGAAUGGUUUAGCCUUGAGGAAUGUUGGUUAUACUGUGACUGACACCAGUGUUUUGGCAAACAGCAGGUCACACAACACACACAUUUGUAGCCCAGACCAGUACACAUCCCUGGCCCUGAUGGGCCACAGCAAUGCAGAGAACACAAAUACCAGUGGGUUAGCUCCCUGUCAAUACCCUAAGCCCCCUCACCCCUCCUCAAAACAGUGGCAUUUAAGAGGACCCCUCCUCACAGACUCUCCAAUAAACAGUUAGAAAUAGGCCUAUCCACUACCUGCUUCCCAUUCCUCAGACUUGAGUAAAAUCCUCCUCUGUCUCGUCCGUCUGUCCAUCACUUUUUUUAUGGCCCUCCAAACCAAACAGGCCCUGUGGUGGAGGCUGGGGGGUGGCCAUAGCUGUCUCUGCUCCCCAUCAGGCAGGCGGCGGAAUGAGGGGAGGAAUGGCAGCAAUGGCACGACGGUUGACGUGACCAGGCCCACCGACCGAAAGGGCUGACCGCUUAAGAGGACUUAUUAACCAACUGUCAGUCCAUCACUGACCCUGUUUGACUUUAUAUUAUAAUUGAUCCUUUAUUUGAUGGUGUUCACCUGGGCCAUUAUGGGCCUCUGCUUGGUUCUGCUACUCUGACUGUGUGAAGACAGGUCUGACUGGGGAAUAUCUGUCUCUACGUGCUGCUGAUGUUUUGGGAGUCAGUUUGAUAGUUUUAGUAAAAGGUCUACAUUCAUUGCUAGUAGUGCCAGUAUGGUCAUAUGCUUCAUGCUUGUCCCCUCCCCCCCUCUCUCUCUUUCUCUCUCUCUAGCUGGUCAUCCCCACAGCUGGACCCUAGCCAGAUCAGAUUGAUAGUGUACCAAGACUGUGAGCGUCGGGGGAGAAAUGUCCUCUUCGACUCCAGUGCCAAAAAGAGGAGUGCAGAGGAAGCCCCUGCCUCGGUGAGUGACACUUGGGUGAGGGAUAUGGGGGAGGUGUGUCUGUCUAACAGAGAUGUUUUAUGAGUCUGUACACCUUAGUGUGGGGGAAAUGGGUAAGGCUGUCUAAAGCUCCUGUGGCUAUAAUAGAGAGGGCUUGACCGGUUUGAACUGGAGCUCUUAUCUCCAAUAAUAAUAGCAUCAGCUGAUACCCGCCACCGAUGUGUAAACAUUCCUCCAGACUCACAUGACCACAGUCUCUGUGACUCUCUCUCUCUCUCUCUCUCUCUCUCACACACACACAUCUUCAGCCCUUUUGGCAUUGCGCUGUCAUGGGUUGCUGCAAUGUACUUUGGUGUUGACAACGCCCCAACCGCUUGACCUGUAUCACCCUUGGGUCCAAAUAGAACAUUUGUAUUUACUUUAACAACCUGUUCUCAAUCCUCGUUGCAAAAAGCAAUAUGAGUUUAUUGGAUAAGGGCCACAAUUAGCUAGGCCUGUCUAUGUAACAAGUGUGGGUACUAUGUUAGUCAUUGCCAACCAAUGCAUUCUGCAGCAUGGUUAAGGUUUAGUCCGUUCCUGUGUGACCCCUGUCACAUGAUGCUUUUUUGCCUGAGGAUAUUGUUUCUCCCUAGAGAGGGGGAGAGCAAGCUAGAGAGUGAGGGGGUGAGCUAGAGAGGGGGAGAGCCAGAGAGGGAGGGGGAACAACGAGGGAGUACAAGCUAGAAAGAGAGGGUGAGCAGUGAGUGACUGCAAGAGGGGGAGGGAGUGGGUGCUGCAGAGAGAGAGAGAGGGAGGGAGAGCAAGAGAGUGGUUGCAGUUCCAGCUCACGAGUUCCUGAGGAAGUCAUAUGACAGGCACUCACAUGUUCCAGGCCUUUGUGUACUCUAUCAGGGCAUGGCGAGACAUUUGUUUGAUGUGAGCCAUUACUAAAGCGAAACAACGCACGCAGUCUGCAAAAGCAUUCCAGUGUAAUAGGGUGCCAUUCUCUGUAGACAAAUUAAGAGUCACAUCACAUGGGGGGGGGAAUAAGAUUGGUGUUUAGUUUUAAUCUGUAUGGAUUUAAGACUAACAGAAAUAACUUUGAAUGCUCUGACAUCAAUCUCAUCUAAUUUCAUGAGUUACAGAAAGCCUCUAUAUGUUGGUUUGCUUAGAAAUCCGAGAUAAAGCUUUGGUAAAGGCUUGAUGGUUUUUUAUUUUAUUUACAUUUAACAUCACUAACACACUGUAUUCUGUUUCUUACAAAAGCACUCGAUGCACUGUAUUUUUAUUGUUAUUAUUAAUAUUUAAGCAAUGUAUGUCUAUAAACAUUCAAACAUGAACAGAAUAACAUUUUUGUCGCUCUACGCACAUAUUUUAUGGGGGAAAGGUUGUACCGCUAAACUCUUGAAUUCCAUCCUGGUGUGUGUAUGUGUAAUUAAACUGCCAGACGAUUAAUAUAAAAUGUGCAAAAGAUAUCCAGUGUUUGUGUUUAAAGAUCAGUCAGAAGCUCAUCGAACCUAGGACAGAGGCUAUAUGCCUAUUAUUUAUGUGAUAGGCCAUGACAAAUACUAGUAUUUUUUGGGGGGUGUGUGCUAGAAACUCCUAUCCUAGGACCAGGGCCUUAUUCUACAUACACUACAUGACCAAAAGUAUGUGGACACCUGCUCAUCGAACAUCUCAUUCCAAAAUCAUGGGCAUUAAUAUGGAGUUGGUCCCCCCUUUGCUGCUAUAACAGCCUCCACUCUUCUGGGAAGGCUUUCCACUAGAUGUUGGAACACUGCUGCCGGGAAUGCUUCCAUUCAGCCACGAGCAUUAGUGAGGUUGGGCACUGAUGUUGGGCAAUUAGGCCUGGCUCGCAGUCGGCGUUCCAAUUCCUCCCAAAGGUGUUUGAUGGGGUUGAGGUCAGGGCUCUGUUCUGGCCAGUCAAGUUCUUCCACACCGAUCUCGACAAACCAUUUCUGUAUGGCCCUCGCUUUGUGCACGGGGGCAUUGUCAUGCUGAAACAGGAAAGGGCCUUCCUUAAACUGUUGCCACAAAGUUGGAAGCACAGAAUCGUCUAGAAUGUCAUUGUAUGCUGUAGUGUUAAGAUUUCCCUUCACUGGAACUAAGCGGCCUAGCCCGAACCAUGAAAAACAGCCCAGACCAUUAUUCCUCCUCCACCAAACUUUACAGUUGACACUGGGCAUUGGGGCAGGUAGCGUUCUCCUGGCAUCCUAAAAAAAAUUAUGCACGCAUGACUGUAAGUCGCUUUGGAUAAAAGCGUCUGCUAAAUGGCCUAUUAUAUUAUAUUAUAUUAUAUUAUAUUAUUAUCCGCCAAACCCAGAUUCGUCCGUCGGACUGCCAGAUGGUGAAGCGUGAUUCAUCACUCCAGAGAACGCGUUUCUACUGCUCCAGAGUCCAAUGGAGGCGAGCUUUACACCACUCUAGCCAACGCUUGGCAUUGCACAUGGUGAUCUUAUGCUUGUGUGCGGCUGCUUGGCCAUGGAAACCCAUUUCUUGAAGCUCCCAACGAACAGUCCUUGUGCUGACGUUGCUUCCAGAGGCAGUUUGGAAGUUGGUAGUGAGUGUUGCAACCGAGGACAGACAAUUUUUACGCGCUUCAGCACUCGGCGGUCCCAUUCUGUGAGCUUGUGUGGCCUACCACUUUGCGGCUGAGCCGUUGUUGCUCCUAGACGUUUCCACUUCACAAUAACAGCACUUACAGUUGACCGGGGCAGCUCUAGCAGGGCAGAAAUUUGACAAACUGACUUGUUGGAAAGGUGGGAUGCCACAUUGAAAGUCACUGAGCUCUUCAGUAAGGCCAUUCUACUGCCAAUGUGUUGUUAGGCUAUGGAGAUUGCAUGGCAGUGUGCUCGAUUUUAUACACCUGUCAGCAACAGGUGUGGCUGAAAUUGCCGAAUCCACUAAUUUUGAAGGGGUGUCCACAUACUUUUGUGUAUAUAUAGUAUAUGUGAAUGUAUUAUUUGUGUGGUCCUCCCCCAGCAGAAGAUGUGCAGUAGCGAGGCCCAGGUGAAGGUGUUUGGGAAGUGCUGUCAGCUGAGGCCUACAGGGGGCAGCUCCAGCUCUCUGGAUAGCUCCUCCUCCUGCGCCUCCGAGCCCCGGGAACCCAGGGAACAGGGCCUGCGCUUCCAGGUGAGAACAUACUGUUGGAUAGAGGGCGCACUUGGCACAAGGCCUGUUUUGGCAUGGGCAACACCAUUGAAAGGACAUGAGCUCUCUAGUGCAUCUUUAUGGGUAAGAACGGUACCUCUGACACCUCCCACACUGUUCGGAUAGAUGGGCAACAUUUCCUUAAAGCAUACCACUGAGGGCUAUAUCAUGAUCAAAAGACACUGGCUUGAACCCAAUAGAGUUUGACGUUAAGGGUUGCCCUAUUGCCUGGGGCAAGUAAACUGAGCAGUCGCUCAUGGUGGUUUUCAGAUCCUGCUCUGAUAAUUAUUUUACUGAUAAUUCCUGUACUGUUCUUUCUGCUUUGUCCCCUAUGUGUAGUUGAAAUGCAAGCAAUAUAUGGUUCUUCUGCAUAAAUAGCUAAUUUACAUUUGAGGUAUUAUGUUUGUCUUGAUGGCAUAAAAACCAUGCAAUUUCCUCGCCCUCUCCCUUCUCCCUCUUCUCCUACUCCUUUCCCUCUCUCCCCCUCUCCUGCCUCUCAGGGGUCACGGUGCUCCUCUGACGCCAACAUGUUGGGGGAGAUGAUGUUUGGCUCUGUGGCCAUGAGCUACAAGGGCUCCACACUCAAGAUCCAUCAGAUACGGUGAGUUCCAGGGAACAUGGCAGCCCCACAGCACUUUGAACUGAGAAAUGUACACAUCAGCUGUCUUGACGUCAUUAUUGCACAUAUAUCACACGUCAGGAGCACCAAGUCAUCAUUCAUUUUUUUUUCUCCUCCCCCUCUAUUUUUCUCCCCCUUUCUCCCUUGUCUGUCCACAGGUCGCCCCCUCAGCUGAUGCUGAGUAAAGUGUUUACAGCCCGAACAGGGAGCAGUGUCUAUGGCAGCCUUAACACGUAAGCCCUACUACCACACCCUGCCCUCAUCUCUCUCUCUCUCUCAUCCGCUCUUUCUUCCUCUCCAUCCCUCUCUCACUCUUUUUCGCUCUGUUUCUCUCUCGGCCUCUCUCUCCUCCCUCCUCUUUCUAUCUCGAUCUCUUCUGCUGAUGCCCUUGAACCUGUGCCGUUGUCUGUGUGCUCCUGGCAGACUGCAAGACAGCCUGGAGUUCAUCGGUCAGGACCCCAACGCUCUGAGGCCAGAUCAGAACACUGUGGCCAACGGCCUCCUGGGGAACAUAGGUAACCACAACUACAGUACAACUGACUGGUCUGGCACCUACAAUGUCUCACACAUGAAUUUUACAUUUACAUUUUAGUCAUUUAGCAGACGCUCUUAUCCAGAGCGACUUACAGUUAGUGAGUGCAUACAUUUCUUUUUUUCAUACUGGCUCCCCAUGGGAAUCGAACCCACAACCCUGGCGUUGCAAACGCCAUGCUCUACCAACUGAGCUACACGGGACUAGAAUGGAUGAAUGUAUACUGUUGAUAUCGACACCUAUGGGUUUUCUUUUCUUUUGGUUGUAAUGAAGCACUGUUCUGUUUAUCUCCGUUUAUCUAUCAUGUCUUUGUUCGUCGUUCUAUCCAUGUAUAUACGCAGGUAACUUCCAAAAUAAAGGAAACACCAACAUAGUGUCUUAAUAGGGCGUUGGGCCCACCACGAGCCGGCAGAACAGCUUCAAUGCACCUUGGCAUAGAUUCUACAAUUGUCUGGAACUCUGAUGUCGCAUCCCUCCAAUAGUCUUCCACGAGAAAUUCCAUAAUUAUGUGUUUUGUUGAUUUUGGUGGAAAACACAGUCUCAGGCACCGCUCCAGAACCUCCCAUAGUUGUUCAAUUGGGUUGCGAUCUGGUGACUAAGACACACACACCCUUUAAACCCCCUAUUCUCAUUUGAGACACCUCUUUCAAAGUCACUGAGAUCUCUUCUUCUAGCCAUGGUAGCCAAAAUAAUGGGCAACUUGGCAUUUUUAUACAUUACCCUAAGCAUGAUGGGAUGUUAAUUGCUUAAUUCACUCAGGAACAGCACCUGUGUGGAAGCACCUGCUUUCAAUAUACUUUGUAUCCCUCAUUUACUCAAGUGUUUCCUUUAUUUUGGCAGUUACCUGUAUGUGAUCUGUGUUGCAAAUCUGUAUCAGACACUGACUAUCUUUUUAAGUUUGUUACAUGUAAAUUGACUUCAACUGAAUUCAUGUGUAUUCUCCAGGCAAACUGUUUAUGUUCAUUUUCCUCUAACAUACAUUUCAGGACAGUUUAAAACAGGCUGAAUUGAAUUUGCCAAGAGUUCUCCCCUGGAGUCUGUGCCUCUAGUGCGGAGAUUUAUGAUGCAAACACAGAUCUUUUGGCAAAUUCAUCUCUUGUUUUGGCAGUCUUUUUUUUCUUUGUCAUCCCUACAGAAAAUACUCUCCUUUACAAUUUCAGAAUGUUUCUAAAAAGCCUUUUGCUGUGAGGUUGUAUUUUCUGUGUGGGAUCGCAGUCCACCUGACUGACUACUCCGUGGAAACUAAACAUAUCCAACGGACGUUGUGGUUCCGUUGUGGUCACAUUGUGGUCCCAGACUGCUCCAGGUUGUCCGUCUCUCCGUCGGGUUAGAGUGCGUACAUGGUAGUUAGCCUCCUGCUUCACUACUAACCGUGGUUCAUGUCCUGUUUUGUUUUGUCUCUUCUCCCUGUCCGUUUGUGCUGCGCAGGUUUAUCUCAGCUCUGCAGCCCACGGCGGGCCUUCUCUGAGCAGGGCCCGCUCCGCCUCAUCAAGAGUGCCUCUUUCUUUUCAGGUUUGCAGUGUGCUUGUGUGCAGUUGCAUGCAUGUGUACGUACGCUGCAUGUGUCUGCAAGUGAAUUACGGGCAUGGUCAAGAUCUGCUUUAGGGUGUUGCUGCUGGUUGUUGUAUUCCUCACUUUCCUCACUUUCCUCCCUCCCUCCUUCCAUCGCUCCCUCCUACUCUCCGUCCCCCCUCCUCCUUUUCCUCCCUCUCUCCCCUAACCGCCGAAACCUCUCCCCUUGUUUUAAUGGAGUGGUGGCAGGGGUGGUGAUUUACGUAUAAAUAGCCUCCCUGUGACCCUCUGUAAGCCACAGCUAGGUGGCACGGCACAGCAAGUAGCGCUCUAGCUAUGCUAAAGUGGAAUGUUCAUACGGUGCAGGCCAGGGUGAGCGGGGUUAACGGUGCGUUGCUGCAAAGCUUGUGUUGAUUUGACCGUAAAUCAUAUCAACAGGACAACACCAAACAAUGCCUUUGACACCACAUGCAAUGAGAGGUUUACAUUUUCUGCACUCGUAAACUAUAGUGUGAACUUUCCUUUUGUCAUUUAGCCUAUUGUGUUAACGCCGAAGUAAACAUCUGAGAUCAUACAAACGUACAUGUAUCUCCUAUGCUACUGCUGCUGCACCUGCUUCAACAGAGUGGGGCUAGAGUGAGAAACGCAACAAACCACAUUACCCUAGUAGAGGCCCAGCACCUGCUUGUGUUUUUUCCUGUAGGAAGUGUUGCACUGUGGUGAUAUGUAAUUGGUGGACUUGGUCAUUUUGAAAUGAAUGUUCGGUGGUAGUGAAGGUGGCCCCAUGCUUUGAGAGUGGUGCUGGGUAAAGCACUGGCACCCCUCCCGGCUUGCGCUCCUCAGUGACCCGAGUCGGCCUGGUCUGUUUCUCAAAGUCUUUCCCCUCCUCUCCCUCCUGCAGGCCACAGUAACCCCAUGGACAUGCCGGGCAGAAGCCUGUACGACGAGAGAGACAGCGGUAUCGCCAGAUCAGGUAAUGACUUUAAACUAAAUCCAGGAUUGGCCUCACUAGACACCCUGCGCUGAUACUAAGCCUUAUAUGUCUCUGAGAUGUUGCAACUAGGUUAAUGGGUAUUAGUACUAGAUUCACCUCACUGGUUUGUCCUCUCUCGCUGAACCAUCUCUAAACAAGAGUGAUGUAACAACUAAUGAGUUUAGAUGAAGCCACGUUCUUCUGGGUCACGGCUGUAGACCAGUCAGCUCCACACAGCAUUUCUUUCUCUUCAAGGUCAAACUGGAUUGAGAGUGACACCAGGGUUGCAUCCCAAAUGGCACCCUGUGUCCUACAUAGUGCACUAUGUUUGAGCGGGGCCUUCUCUAAUGAAGGCAUAGCGCAGAUGUUAACGGACUUUUCCAUUCAUUGACCCCACUGCCACCAUAUAGCCAUCCUUCAUGGGGGGUGUGGAGAAGAGAGAGGUGCUGGAAAGUCUUGUGCAGUGGAAACUGACCCCCAGCCCUGGCAUUGCCGGCAUGAGGGGGAUCUCACUUUCUGUCAAACACCCGCGUCACAUGCAGAUGCUUAAAUAUAGCAGCUCCCAAAACCCUGUACUAGUAAAUGAGGGUCUUAUUUGGUCCCCUUUACACACACACACAAACAAACUCCCCUUCUCCUCCUCCUACACCCAUACACCGCCCUAGUCCUCAAUCACAAAAACAUUUGGUGUGCCUCCAUUGAUCUAUGCCUAUGCAGUACCUGGUAUUGGGCCAGCUUUCCUUGUGACUGUGAGGUGAUAUUGAAUGUCCCAGCCAUGCUGUAAUAAUCAGGGAGGGCUGUGGGAAGCUGAACGAAUGCAGUGUGGACGUGUGCUAUGUGAGUUUCCCCUGUUCUGUUGUGUAUGAGUAACCUUCCUGACUGACUCACUCCUCCUCCUCUCUCUUUUACCCUCCCCCUCUCUUCUAUUCUCUCCUUUUGUUCUCUCUCCUCUUUCUCAUUCCUCAACUCCUCUCUUUUGCUCUCUACACUUCUAUGGCUCUCUGUUACUCCCAUUCUCCCCUCUUUCAUUCCUCUUCUCUCACUUGCUCUAUCUCUGCCUCCCUCCCUCCACAGCGUCUCUGAGCAGUCUAUUGAUCACUCCGUUCCCCUCCCCGGGCUCCUCCCUCACCAGCAGCCAGGCCAGUAGCUACCAGAGACGCUGGCUCCGCAGCCAGACCACCAGUCUCGAAAACGGGGUCUUCCCAAGAUGGUGAGACAGCAGCUAAACACAAUGACACACACAGACACACACUCCCCUUCUGGUGUCCCCCCGUCAGGGCCUCUCGAACGCCCAUGUGAAGUGGAGCCCCCGAGGACAUCCUCAAAUUCCAGCAGGCAUACUGCUAUAUACAAAUGACUGGCCAUAAUACUGUGUGGGCCCACUGGCCACUCCCUGAAUUCUAGCUACACAUAUCAAUUACAGGACACCAAACACACUGUUACUGGUGUUGGCUUAAUAGUACAUGACCAGUAGACUGUUACAAAUGACAUUUAGGUAUUUCAGUUGUUAUUUGACUACACUUAGCCUACAGCCAGCUCCCAGAAGUCGUAUGUGAGCCAUAGAGCUCCCUGACUCUGUGUACGUGGGUCUUUUAGAUGCAGAAAAACAUGUUGAGUAAUCACACUGCAAAGACAUGAGAUGGAUCAGCACCUGGUUUUAGGCUACUUACACCAUCAUUGCCAUCUAUAAGAGCGAUGGCUUGUUGCUACCUAUAAGAUGGCUUGUCAUUACCUUAUUGUUUAUUCUGGGAGUUUUCCCUGUUGAAGACUAUCAACUACUCUUGGUGCUCUAUCUAUCCUGAUUUUGUGUGUUUCCCCAUAGAGAUAUAUAUGUACAGUGGGGAGAACAAGUAUUUGAUACAUUGCCGAUUUUGCAGGUUUUCCUACUUACAAAGCAUGUAGAGGUCUGUAAUUUGUAUCAUAGGUAGUACACUUCAACUGUGAGAGAUGGAAUCUAAAACAAAAAUCCAGAAAAUCACAUUGUAUGAUUUUUAAGUAAUUAAUUUGCAUUUUAUUGCAUGACAUAAGUAUUUGAUCACCUACCAACCAGUAAGAAUUCCGGCUCUCACAGACCUGUUCGUUUUUCAUUAAGAAGCCCUCCUGUUCUCCACUCAUUACCUGUAUUAACUGCACCUGUUUGAACUCGUUACCUGUAUAAAAGACACCUGUCCACACACUCAAUCAAACAGACUCCAACCUCUCCACAAUGGCCAAGACCAGAGAGCUGUGUAAGGACAUCACGGAUAAAAUUGUAGACCUGCACAAGGCUGGGAUGGGCUACAGGACAAUAGGCAAGCAGCUUGGUGAGAAGGCAACAACUGUUGGCGCAAUUAUUAGAAAAUGGAAGAAGUUCAAGAUGAGGGUCAAUCGCCUCGGUCUGGGGCUCCAUGCAAGAUCUCACCUCGUGGGGCAUCAAUGAUCAUGAGGAAGGUGAGGGAUCAGCCCAGAACUACACGGCAGGACCUGGUCAAUGACCCGAAGAGAGCUGGGACCACAGUCUCAAAGAAAACCAUUAGUAACACACUACGCCGUCAUGGAUUAAAAUCCUGCAGCGCACGCAAGGUCCCCCUGCUCAAGCCAGCGCAUGUCCAGGCCCGUCUGAAGUUUUCCAAUGACCAUCUGGAUGAUCCAGAGGAGGAGUGGGAGAAGGUAAUGUGGUCUCAUGAGACAAAAAUAGAGCUUUUUGGUCUAAACUCCACUCGCCGUGUUUGGAGGAAGAAGAAGGAUGAGUACAACCCCAAGAACACCAUCCCAACUGUGAAGCAUGGAGGUGGAAACAUCAUUCUUUGGGGAUGCUUUUCUGCAAAGGGGACAGGAGAUCUUGGCCAACAACCUCCUUCCCUCAGUAAGAGCAUUGAAGAUGGGUCGUGGCUGGGUCUUCCAGCAUGACAACGUCCCGAAACACACAGCCAGGGCAACUAAGGAGUGGCUCAGUAAGAAGCAUCUUAAGGUCCUGGAGUGGCCUAGCCAGUCUCCAGACCUGAACCCAAUAGAAAAUCUUUGGAGGGAGCUGAAAGUCCGUAUUGCCCAGCGACAGCCCCGAAACCUGAAGGAUCUGGAGAAGGUCUGUAUGGAGGAGUGGGCCAAAAUCCCUGCUGCAGUGUGUGCAAACCUGGUCAAGACCUACAGGAAACAUAUGAUCUCUGUAAUUGCAAACAAAGGUUUCUGUACCAAAUAUUAAGUUCUGCUUUUCUGAUGUAUCAAAUACUUAUGUCAUGCAAUAAAAUGCAAAUUAAUUACUUAAAAAUCAUACAAUGUGAUUUUCUGGAUUUUUGUUUUAGAUUCCGUCUCUCACAGUUGAAGUGUACCUAUGAUAAAAAUUACAGACCUCUACAUGCUUUGUAAGUAGGAAAACCUGCAAAAUCGGCAGUGUAUCAAAUACUUGUUCUCCCCACUGUAUAUAACUAUUGUCUAUGGUUCUCCACUUUUUCCAGGUUGAGAUCUUAUACCAUCAUAAGGCAUCAUUUAACUCUCUCCUUUGACUUUUGCCUGUUAAUAAUCCUGGCGUUCACUUCAUAGUCACGAUGUCUCUGUGUCCCCCAUAGAAUUUAUGUUUAUGGUUUCCCCCCCUGCCCCAGGUCUGUGGAGGAGAGCUUCAACAUGUCGGAUGAGAGCGGCGGUCCUAGCCUGGGCGUGGCUAGGAAGAAGAAGAUAGCCAUUGGCGUCAUUUUCCUCCUCUCCCAGGAUGAGGAGGAGAACAGCAAGUUCCAGGACUUCUUCUUCUCCCACUUCCCCCUCUUCGAGAGCCACAUGAACAAACUCAAAAGUGCCAUCGAACAGGUGAGGAGCUGCUCACAUAGAUAUUGUUGUCGGUGUGUGGAAAAGUCUCCCUGGUGUAUUUGACAGAGACAGAGAUGUUAGAUAUACAAAAUAAUAUGUAGGGAAUGGAGAGGGGGGAAGCAUUCAAUCAGACUUGCACAGUGUGUUAAACAUAUACAAUGUAUGUGGGCCUAAAAUGGAAAAGUAAAAACCAUCUUGUGUUAAAUCUCGACUUCUGUGUUAGAUCUGUCAGCGCCAUGUAUUUUUUUUGUGGCUGUAUGUAUUAUUUACAGUGCUUUCAGAAAGUAUUCACACCCCUUGACUUUUUCCACAUUUUGUUGUGUUACAGCCUGACUUUAAAAUGGAUUAAAGUGAGAGUUUUUCUCACUGGCCUGUACACAAUACCCCAUAAUGUCAAAGUGGAAUUAUGUUUUUUGAAAUUUUGACAAAUUAUUAAAAAUGAAAAGCUCAAAUGUCUUGAGUUAAUAAGUAUUCAGCCCCUUUGUUAUGACAAGCCUAACAUUUGUUUAACAAGUCACAUAAUAAGUUGCAUGGACUGACUCUGUGUGCAAUAAUAGUGUUUAACAUGAAUUUUGAAUGAAUACCUCAUCUCUGUACCCCACAUAUACAAUUAUCUCUAAGGUCCCUCAGUCGAGCAGUGGAUUUCAAACACAGAUUCAACCACAAAGACCAGGGAGGUUUUCCAAUGCCUUGCAAAGAAGGGCAGAUGGGUAAAAAAAAAAAAAAGACUGAAUAUCCCUUUGAGACUAGUGAAAUUAUUAAUGACACUUUGGAUGGUGUAUUAAUACACCAUCACUACAAAGAUAUAGCUGUCCUUCCUAACUCAGUUGCCGGAGAUGAAGGAAACCGCUGAGGGAUUUCACCAUGAGGUUAAUGGUGACUUUAAAACAGUUUGUUUAUUGGCUGUGAUAGGAGAAAACUGAGGAUGGAUCAACAACAUUGUAGUUACUCCACAAUACUAACCUACUGACAGAGUGAGAAGAAGGAAGCCUCUACAGAAAAAAUAAUACUCCAAAACAUGCAUCCUGUUUGCAACAAGGCACUAAAGUAAUACUGCAAAAAAUGUAGCAAAGAAAAUAACUUUUUUUCCUGAAUACGAAGUGUUAUGUUUGGGGCAAAUCCAAUACAACACGUUACUGAGUACCACUCUCCAUAUUUUCAAGCAUGUGGUGGCUGCAUCAUGUUAUGGGUAUGCUUGUAAUCGUUAAGGACUGCAGAGUUUUUGAGGAUAAAAUUAAAUGGAAUGAAGCUAAGCACAAGUAUAGUCCUAGAGGAAAACCUGGUUCAGUCUGCUUUCCAUCAGACACUAGGAGAUGAAUUCACCUUUCAGCAGGACAAUAACCUAAAACACAAGGCCAAAUCUACACUGGAGUUGCUUACCAAGAAGACAGUUUUCACCUAAAUCUGCUUGAAAAUCUAUGGCAAAACCUGAAAAUGGUUGUCUAUCAAUGAUCAACAACCAAUUUGAUAGAGGUUGAAUCAUUUUUUAAAGAAUAAUGGGCAAAUGUUACACAAUCCAGGUGUGGAAAGCUCUUCGAGACUUACCCAGAAAGAGUCACAGCUAUAAUCGCUGCCAAAGGUGAUUCUAACAUGUAUUCACUCAGGGGGUUGAAUACUUAUCUAAUCAAGAUAUACAGUUGAAGUCGGAAGUUUACAUACACUUAGGUUGGAGUCAUUAAAACUCGUUUUUCAACCACUCCACAAACUUCUUGAUAACAAACUAUAGUUUUGGCAAGUCGGUUAGGACAUCUACUUUGUGCAUGACACAAGUAGUUUUUCCAACAAUUGUUUACAGACAGAUUAUUUCAUUUAUAAUUCCCUGUAUCACAAUUCCAGUGGGUCAGAAGUUCACAUACACUAUGUUGACUGUGCCUUUAAACAGCUUGGAAAAUUCCAGAAAAUGAUGUCAUGGCUUUAGAAGCUUCUGAUAGGCUAAUUGACAUCAUUUGAGUCAAUUGGAGGUGUACCUGUGGAUGUAUUUCAAGGCCUACCUUCAAACUCAGUGCCUCUUUGCUUGACAUCAUGGGAAAAUCAAAAUAAAUUAGCCAAGACCUCAGAAUUUUUUUUUUGUAUACCUCCACAAGUCUGGUUCAUCCUUGGGAGCAAUUUACAAACGCCUGAAGGUACCACAUUCAUCUGUACAAACAAUAGUACGCAAGUAUAAACACCAUGGGACCACGCAGCCGUCAUACCGCUCAGGAAGUAGACGCGUUCUGUCUCCUAGAGAUUAACGUACUUUGGUGCAAAAAGUGCAAAUCAAUCCCAGAACAACAGCAAAGGACCUUGUGAAGAUGCUGGAGGAAACCGGUACACAAGUAUCUAUAUCCACAGUAAAACGAGUCCUAUAUCGACAUAACCUGAAAGGCCGCUCAGCAAGGAAGAAGCCACUGCUCCAAAACCGCCAUAAAAAAGCCAGACUACGGUUUGCAACUGCACUGCACUACUUUUUGGAGAAAUGUCCUCUGGUCUGAUGAAACAAAAUUAGAACUGUUUGGCCAUAAUGACCAUCGUUAUGUUUGGAGGAAAAAGGGGAAGGCUUGCAAGCCGAAGAACACCAUCCCAACCGUGAAGCACGGGGGUGGCAGUAUCAUGCUGUGGGGGUGCUUUGCUGCAGGAGGGACUGGUGCACUUCACAAAAUAGAUGGCAUCAUGAGGAAGGAAAAUGAUGUGGAUAUAUUGAAGCAACAUCUCAAGACAUCAGUCAGGAAGUUAAAGCUUGGUCGCAAAUGGGUGUUCCAAAUGGACAAUGACCCCAAGCAUACUUCCAAAGUUGUGGCAAAAUGGCUUAAGGACAACAAAGUCAAGGUAUUGGAGUGGCCAUCACAAAGCCCUGACCUCAAUCCUAUAGAACAUUUGUGGGCAGAACUGAAAAGGCGUGUGCGAGCAAGGAGGCCUACAAACCUGACUCAGUUACACCAGCUCUGUCAGGAGGAAUGGGCCAAAAUUCACCCAACUUAUUGUGGGAAGCUUGUGGAAGGCUACCCGAAACGUUUGACCCAAGUUAAACAAUUUAAAGGCAAUGCUACCAAAUACUAAUUGAGUGUAUGUAAAUUUCUGACCCACUGGGAAUGUGAUGAAAUAAAUAAAAGCUGAAAUAAAUAAUACUCUCUAUUAUUCUGACAUUUCACAUUCUUAAAAUAAAGUGGUGAUCCUAACUGACCUAAGACAGGGAGUUUUUACUAGGAUUAAAUAUCAGGAAGUUUAAAUGUACUUGGACUAAGGUGUAUAGUGGGGAAAAAAAGUAUUUAGUCAGCCACCAAUUGUGCAAGUUCUCCCACUUAAAAAGAUGAGAGAGGCCUGUAAUUUUCAUCAUAGGUACACGUCAACUAUGACAGACAAAAUGAGAGAGAAAAAAUCCGGAAAAUCACAUUGUAGGAUUUUUUAUGAAUUUAUUUGCAAAUUAUGGUGGAAAAUAAGUAUUUGGUCAAUAACAAAAGUUUCUCAAUACUUUGUUAUAUACCCUUUGUUGGCAAUGACACAGGUCAAACGUUUUCUGUAAGUCUUCACAAGGUUUUCACACACUGUUGCUGGUAUUUUGGCCCAUUCCUCCAUGCAGAUCUCCUCUAGAGCAGUGAUGUUUUGGGGCUGUCGCUGGGCAACACGGACUUUCAACUCCCUCCAAAGAUUUUCUAUGGGGUUGAGAUCUGGAGACUGGCUAGGCCACUCCAGGAUCUUGAAAUGCUUCUUACGAAGCCACUCCUUCGUUACCCGGGCGGUGUGUUUGGGAUCAUUGUCAUGCUGAAAGACCCAGCCACGUUUCAUCUUCAGAUUUUUGCUCACCGUUCUUGUGAUCAUUUUGACCCCACGGGGUGAGAUCUUGCGUGGAGCCCCAGAUCGAGGGAGAUUAUCAGUGGUCUUGUAUGUCUUGCAUUUCCUAAUAAUUGCUCCCACAGUUGAUUUCUUCAAACCAAGUUGCUUAUCUAUUGCAGAUUCAGUCUUCCCAGCCUGGUGCAGGUCUACAAUUCUGUUUCUGGUGUCCUUUGACAGCUCUUUGGUCUUGGCCAUAGUGGAGUUUGGAGUGUGACUGUUUGAGGUUGUGGACAGGUGUCUUUUAUACUGAUAACAAGUUCAAACAGGUGCCAUUAAUACAGGUAACAAGUGGAGGACAGAGGAGCCUCUUAACGAAGAAGUUACAGGUCUGUGAGAGACAGAAAUCUUGCUUGUUUGUAGGUGACCAAAUACUUAUUUUCCACUAUAAUUUGCAAAUAAAUUCAUAAAAAAUCCUACAAUGUGAUUUUCUGGAAUUUCUUUUCUCAAUUUGUCUGUCAUAGUUGACGUGUACCUAUGAUGAAAAUUACAGGCCUCUCUCAUCUUUUUAAGUGGGAGAACUUGCACAAUUGGGGGCUGACUAAAUACUUUUUUUCCCCACUGUAUGUAAACUUCCGACUUCAACUGUAUUAGUGCUUUAUUUUUCAUAAAAGUUUUACAAAUGUUAGAAUUGUUCUUCCACUUUGACGUUAGAGUAUUUUGUGUUGAUCGUUGACGAAAAAUGACAAGUAAAUCAAUUUUAAUACCACAACAAAAUGUGGAAAAAGUCAAGGGGUGUGAAUACUUUCUGAAGGCACUGUAUCAGGUCUCUGUUCUUGUCAGUGUGUGUAGUCUCUCUCGCUACUCCCCCACCCCUCUUCUCCCCCUCCUCUAAGUACAUGCCUUUUAACAUGCCUCUAUUCUCAUUUACAAGGCCAUGAAAAUGAGCCGGCGAUCAGCUGAUGCCUGUCAGAGGGCUUUGGCUUACAGCCGCAUGGUGGAUGGCCUCAAUGAAUUUAGGUGAGUUACUCUUACUUUCAUGUGUUUACUGAGACUGAGGCAAACCACACUGACAAUGAAGCAGGAGGGGAGGGAGGACAGGUGUAGGGAUAGUUUGUUGCCAUAGCGACUCUGUAUAUUUCCUUUUAUGUAACAUACAGUACCAGUCAGAAGUUUGGACACACCUACUCAUUCAAGGGUUUUUCUUUAUUUGUACUAUUUUUUUACAUUGUAGAAUAAUAGUGAACACAUCAAAACUAUGAAAGAACACAUAUGGAAUCAUGUAGUAACCACAUUUUUAAAAAAACAAACAAAAUAUAUUUUAUAUUUGAGAGUCUUCAAAUAGCCACCCUUUGCCUUGAUGACAGCUUUGCACACUCUUGGCAUUCUUUCAACCACCUUCACCUGGAAUGCUUUUCCCACAGUCUUGAAGGAGUUCCCACAUAUGCUGAGCACUUGUUAGCUGCUUUUCCUUCACUCUGCCGUCCGAUUCAUCCCAAACCAUCUCAAUUGGUUUGAGGUCAGGGGAUUGUGGAGGCCAGGUCAUCUGAUGCAGCACUUCAUCACUCUCCUUCUUGGUAAAAUAGCCCUUACACAGCCUGGAGUUGUGUUUUGGGUCAUUGUCCUGUUGAAAAACAAAUGAUAGUCCCACUAAGCCCAAACCAGAUGGGAUGGCGUAUCGCUGCAGAAUGUUUUGUUAGCCAUGCUGGUUAAGUGUGCCUUGAAUUCUAAAUAAAUCACAGACGGUGUGUCACCAGCAAAGCACCCUCACAUCAUAACACCACCUCCUCCAUGCUUUACGGUGGGGAAUACACAUGCGGAGAUCAUCCGUUCACCCACACUGCGUCUCACAAAGACACAGUGGUUGGAACCAAACAUCUCCAAUUUGAACUCCAGACCAAAGGACAAAUUUCCACCGGUCUAAUGUCCAUUGCUCAUGUUUCUUGGCCCAAGCAAGUCUCUUCUUCUUAUUGGUGUCCUUUAGUAGUUGUUUCUGUGCAGCAAUUCGACCAUGAAGGCCUGAUUCACACAGUCUCCUCUGAACAGUUGAUGUUGAGAUGUGUCUGUUACUUGAACUCUGUGAAGCAUUUAUUUGGGCUGCAAUUUCUGAGGCUGGUAACUCUAAUGAACUUAUCCUCUGCAGCAGAGGUAACUCUGGCUCUUCCAUUCCUGUGGCGGUCCUCAUGAGAGCCAGUUUCAUCAUAGCGCUUGAUGGUUUUUGCGACUGCACUUGAAGAAACGUUCAAAGUUCUUGAAAUGUUCCGUAUUGACUGACCUUCAUGUCUUAAAGUAAUGAUGGACUGCCGUUUCUCUUUGCUUAUUUGAGCUGUUCUUGCCAUAAUAUGGACUUGUGCAUUAAGAAGGAAAUAAAUUCCACAAAUUAACUUUUAAGAAGGCACACUUGUCAAUUGAAAUGCAUUCCAGGUGACUACCUCAUGAAGCUGGUUGAGAGAAUGCCAAGAGUGUGCAAAGCUGUCAUCAAGGCAAAGGGUGGCUAUUUGAAGAAUCUCAAAUAUAAGAUAUAUUUUGAUUUGUCUAAUACUUUUUUUGGUUACUACAUGAUUCCAUAUGUGUUAUUUCUUCACUAUUAUUCUACAAUGUAAGAAAUAGUAAAAAUAAAGAAAAACCCUUGAAUGAGUAGGUGUGUCCAAACCUUUGACUGGUAGUGUAUAUCAAAAUGUCAGCGAGCAGUAGCUCAUUAAUCCACACCUUAGGUUAAGUUAGUGUGAUGUAGUGUGACCUUCCUAACAGUGGCCAGUGUCCACACACGGUGUUCUCACAAGCCCAGCCAAAAUAAGCUCAUUAAUAAUCUGCACUGUAAGCAGAGAGGGAGCAUGUAGUCCCUACCUGUCCUGUUCACACUCGCACACGGUGACGACAGGCCAGCUACACCCCUGCUGCUCCCAGUGUAUGCUGGGAAAUCCCAUGCUGCAGAGCCACUGAUGCGGUGGGAGGGGAGGGAGAGAUGUGUUGGGCAGCGUGUGUGAAGGCUUCCCGUUGCUGCAGUCAUAUGCCUGCUGGCGCUGUGCCACGGCAACCCAAUCCCCCUCGCUGAGGAAACACUAUCUCCUUCAGACAGUGUCCGGGCUACCAGAAGAGUAAAUAAUAUGUCAGUGCCAUCAGCAGGAAGGCCAAUAUAGUCGCCCGAUUUAUAUUUGUGUUUGACCAUUGGUCACUGAGGUCAUGGAAACAUAAUUGCUCAAAACAGAAGAAAUGCCGCUUGAUGACGAAGUCAGGUGUAAAUUGACGCAGUUUGGUAUAAUACACACACAUACCCACGGAGGCACUGCAGAGUGUUACUAAGAUGGAAUCACGCACACAUACUAUGCUGAUUGGAUAUCUUGUCAGAUUGGGAUAUGAUGAAAACAGCUCGAGUCUCUUCGUUCGUUGACUGACUUAAAAUGCUCUGCCUGCACAACAUUGGUAUUGAGGUCACGGGGAAUGAAUGAAGUCUAAACUAAGACUCAGUCGGUUUUAUAAAUGUCCAGUGGACUUGACGUACCUUCACGUCCCGUCGCUGCCUUAAAGUUCACCUGAACAGCUGGUCAGAAGGGAUGUAAGUCUAGACCGUGGGCAGGCUUCCCCGCGUCCCUACCCACGCCAUGCCACGCCAGGGGCUUUUAAUAGCUUAUGUCAUAAUUGUUGCUGUGAUGAACUUUACCUAAAGGUUUUGGAUGUAUGUGUUUGUUGAAUAAUAACAUGAGGAGGGGAGAGUGGGGUUGAAGGGAUAUUAGUUAGGCGGUCUGCAUAUUUCCUAGCAGUGUGUCAAAAUUAGCCCAGUCAGUUCAAACCAAAAUCUGAUGUAAACAACACUGCUGUUGUAAAAGGAGACGCGAUAUGCCUCAGGCAACUUGAGCCCUGGGUUCAAGUCGGUAUAUUUGUGUUUAUCUUUAGUUUCUGUGAAUUCCAUUCAGGGAAAGACCACACAUCAUCUAUCUCCUCACUAACUGUCAUCUCCUUCCUAUAACCUAUAGCUCUUGUUCGAUAGUUACACUACUUGUUUUCCUCACUUAUCAGCAAACAUCUGGGCUCUAAAACUAUAAUACCGCACGUUCCUCCAUCCUCAGAGAUGCCUCAGUUCUGUGGAAAACUCUGGACUGCUUCCCGCUGUGGAAUUUCCAGACGCUGAAUUGCCUCAGAGAGAGGGUCUCCCUUGUAAGCAGGGCCUGGACUGAGAACUGUGACCCUCUUGUUCACCCCGAGACAAUGAUGGCUUGUGUUUCUCCCUCCCCCUCUCCAGGACGACCAUCGUCAACCUUUACACCAUGCCCCGCGUGGCCGAGCCCGUUUGGCUCACCAUGAUGUCUGGAGCCCCUGAGAAGAACCAGCUCUGUGGACAGUUCAUGAGGGAGCUCUCCCUGCUCAUGGAGCAGGCUUCAAAAAACCAGUUGAGUGCUCCUGUCUGUCUGUUUCUCUGUCUGUGAGUGCUGUGUGUGUGCAAUAGUGAAUGAGCUGAAAAGUCAGGAAUCCCUGCCAAUCUUUAGCUUGUUUUUGUAGAGGUUACAAAACCAAGCUGAACUUCUCCAAUGUUCCACUCACUGCAUUAGUAUGCAGUAGUCUACUAUGCAGUAGUCUACUGCCACGUGAUUUAGACUGACCUGUGACCACUAUGAUGUAUCUUUGAAUGAUCAUGAGUUAGAGAAGAGGGAAGCAGCAGAACACGAGGCUGUGGUGUUGGUGGAGAUUGAGAGAAAUGAGUCAGACAGAGAGUGGAAGCAGUAGACAGUUUAUGCGUCCAAAAUGGAACCUUAUUCCCUAUGUAGUGCACUACUUUUGACCAGAGCCCUGGUCAAAAGUAGUGCACUAAAUAAGGAAAAAGUUGUCACUUUGGGACACAACCAGUAUGUGGAGAGCAGGCGCAUGACCACUCUCUCAUCCUCUUCUCCCAGGUUCCUCCCUGCCCUCCUCACAGCCAUCCUCACCAACCACCUGGCCUGGGUGCCCACCGUCAUGCCCAACGGACAGCCGCCCAUCAAGAUCUUUCUGGAGAAACACUCCUCUCAGAGCGUGGACAUGCUGGCCAAGACCCACCCCUACAACCCUCUGUGGGCCCAGCUCGGUAAGGACAGAUCGAAUCUUACCUGGGUUAGUAGAAGUCGCAGUCUACUAGGUCAGCUGGCCAGUGCUCACAAUCCUUAAAUUCCAUCCCAACAUGGCAUGCAUGUUUGUCAGGUUUGAUUUUUCAAGCUGUCAGAUGGUAUGAAAGUCAUCAUCACUCACUUCAUGUUAAAUAACAUGGCCAGAAAUAUCUCUGUAUAGUCGACUAUUAAAAGACGAUCCUAUACUUAGCAGUGACUAGCUGUAAAUACCAAAUAGUGGGCUUCAUUUUAGCACAGGCAACUUUAGUGUACAACUCCAACUAGUGGCUGAAAAGGAUCAAACGCAACACAGAGCACUGAUUCCCUCACUCUCACAAAUGUAAAAGUUAUACACUUUUGACCACAUUUUCAUAUUUUAAUUGUAGCUACAUUGUAGAAUAAUAGUGAAGACAUCAAAACUAUAAAAUAACACAUAUGGAAUCAUGUAGUAACCAAAAAAGUGCUAAACAUAUCAAAAUAUAUUUUAUAUUUGAGAUUCUUCAAAUAGCCAACCUUUGCCUUGAUUUCAGCUUUGCACACUCUUGGCAUUCUCUCAACCAGCUUCACCUGGAAUGUUUUUCUAACACUUGUUGGCUGCUUUUCCUUCACUCUGCGGUCCAACUCAUCCCAAACCAUCUCAAUUGGCCAGGUCAUCUGAUGCAGCACUUAGUCACUCUGCUUCUUGGUCAAAUAGCCCUUACACAGCCUGGAUGUGUGUUGGGUCAUUGUCCUGUUAAAAAACAAAUGAUAGUCCCACUAAGCCCAAACCAGAUGGGAUGGCGUAUCACUGCAUAAUGCUGUGGUAGCCAUGCUGGUUAAGUGUGCCUUGAAUUCUAAAUAAAUCAGUGUCAACAGCAAAGCACCUCCACACCAUCACAUCUCCUCCUCCAUGCUUCACAGUGGGAACCACGCAUGCGGAGAUCAUCCGUUCACCUACUCUGCGUCUCACAAAGACAUGGCGGUUGGAACCAAAAAUCUCAAAUUUGGACUCCAGACCAAAGGAACAUUUUCACCGGUCUAAUGUCAAUUCCUCGUGUUUCUUGGCCCAAGCAAGUCGUCUUUUCUUAUUGUCCUUUAGUAGUGGUUUCUUUGCAGCAAUUCGACCAUGAAGGCCUGAUUCACACAGUCCCCUCUGAACAGUUGAUGUUGAGAUGCGUCUGUUACUUGAACUCUGUGAAGCAUUUAUUUGGGCUGCAAUCUGAGGCUGGUAACUCUAAUGAACUUAUCCUCUGCAGCAGAGGUAACUCUGGGUCUUCCUUUCCUGUGGCGGUCCUCAUGAUAGCCAAUUUCAUCAUAGCGCUUGAUGGUUUUUGCGACUGCACUUGAAGAAACUUUCAAAGUUCUUGACAUUUUCCGUAUUGACUGACCUUCAUGUCUUAAAGUAAUGAUGGACUGUCGUUUCUCUUUGCUUAUUUGAGCUGUUCUUGCCAUAAUAUGGACUUGGUCUUUUACCAAAUAGGGCUAUCUUCUAUACAACACAACUGAUUGGCUCAAACACCAUUAAGAAAUUCCACAAAUUAACUUUUAACAAGGCACACCUGUUAAUUGAAAUGCAUUCCAGGUGACUACCUCAUGAAGCUGGUUGAGAGAAUGCCAAGUGUAUGCAAAGCUGUCAUCAAGGCAAAGGGUGGCUACUUUGAAGAAUUUCAAAUAUAUUAUUAUUCUACAAAUUUAAGAAAAACCCUGGAAUGAGUAGGUGUGUCCAAACUUUUGACUGGUACCGUAUGUAACAAAGUUGUGUAGUUAAUUGGGAUUAACUGUCGUUAACUGUGGUGUUGUUUGUUUUGUGCCUGUAGGUGACUUGUACGGGGCCAUCGGCUCCCCGGUGCGUCUGUCCAGGACGGUUGUGGUGGGUCGGAGACAGGAGCUAGUCCAGAGACUCCUCUACGUGCUCACCUACUUCAUCCGCUGCUCGGAGCUGCUGGAGACCCACAUGCUUGACAGCGCUGAAGACGAAGCCAUCGUCAUCCCCGGCUCCCUCAUCACCACCUCGUUGCGGCGUGGGGAGGUGGAGGAGUCCGACUAUGUGCUGGUCACCAUGCACAAACCUAGUGGAGACUACCUGAGCCAGGGUCCCGAGCCCCGAGAGGACAGCAACUACCCCUCAGACAGCAACAACAGCCUGCAGAGUAGCACCUACACAGACUCUGAGGCUGGCAAUGGGCCUGAGGAGGACGAGGAGGGGGACAGUAGUAACAACAGCCAGGGCUCCAAGAGCAGCGUCCUGCAGGCCUCCAGCCACAACACCAACACUGUGCCCAUCAUCAUCCACACGGAGGAUGUUAGUGAGCCCACGCCGCUCAAGGAGUCACCAACCGCCUGUGUGGAGGCCAAGCUGGAGACACUGAUGCGUGUGGGCUCAGCCUCCCCCAGGGAGCAAGCCUGUGUGCGCCUGGAGACCGAGCCUGAGGCAGAGUUGGAGGUCAAGGCCAGCCAGGAGGAGGUGACAAAGGAGAUGCCCAUCAAGGUGUUCCGCUCCUCAGGGAUACCACUGGAGAAGAAGCCCCCUGACAAGACCAUACCUGUACCUGUACCCGGGCCUUUUCUGUCAAACCACCGAGAGGAGCCUGCCACCAAAGUGCUGUUUCUCAUCGGCGACCCCCAGUCCCCAGAGUCAGACACCGAGAACAGGAGGAAGAAGGUGGAGGAGGACAUUAAGAAGCACAAGAAGUACAUCAAGGAGAAACAGAGGCAGCAGCAACUACUACAUCAAGCGCAACAACAGCUACUACAACAACAACAUCAACAGAAACUACGACGACAACAGCAGCAACAGUUACUACAACAACAACAUCAACAACAGCAGCAGCAGCAUCAGAGUGGGAGCAGUAAUGGUGGUGAUCAGCGGGUGGUGUCUACAACCGGCACAUCAGCGGACCAAACCAGGACCAACGGGAGGGGGGAGAAGACUCUGAUGCGCGUCUCCAGUAAGAUGCCCCAGUGGAACCCUGUCAGCGAGGAGGAGUGCUCGGAGCUGUUCAAUGAGUACUUCAGUGACGACAACCCUGUAGAGACCAGGACUAUAGACGACGUGGCGAAACGCCUGGAGUUGUCGAGCGGCACGGACAAAACCCAGAAAGAGCUGCUGGACCCUUCGGGAGUCCAGAGCAGCAGUAGCACUAAGGGACAGGAGGGUACGGGACAGGUAGGUGUGGGUGUGGGUGUGGGUGUGGGGGAGGCUGACGUCCAGACCAGGUGUAGGUGUUGCUCCACGGACACGUCGGAGGCAGGCUCCUGUAGGAGUUGUUCUGCUGAGCAGGACAAGGGCAUCGUGAUUUCAGUAACGGUCCGCCAAGGGGACAACAAAGAGAACCAACAAAAGAAGGUGGCCCCGCUUAAUGACUGGGAGAUCCCCCGGAACGAGAGUUCGGACAGUGCGUUGGGGGACAGCGAGAGCGAAGACACAGGGCAGGACAUCCACAGGCAGAGCGAGAGCGACAUCUACUACAGAGAGGAUCAGGAACCAGACGAGUGGCAGGAGGAGGUGGAGGUCCCCUUCCCUGGGUGAGAUACACACUGCCUCUGAACCAAUGGCUUGGCCACUUUCAUACAGUAUACGUCUGAGUUUUACAGUGCUAUUGAUGUCAACAUUAAAAACAUCUGUUUGCAUUCAUAUUAUGUUUUCAACGUACAUAUCAACUUCUAUGUGAGUUAUAAGUGGUAGAAUAUGUUCUGAUGUCGUCUAUGCCAUGUUUUAAAUCAACAGGUCAAAGCUGGUGGAGAAUUUCUCCAAACCGAGCAUUGCCAACUUUGGGAGGUCCCUGUUCGGAGGGUACUGUCCGACCAAUGUGCCGGACUUUGUUCUGCAGGGGAUGCCCAACGAUGACAAGUUAAGGCAGGGCCUCAUGUCAGAAUUGGCCCACGCUGUACAGGUAAGAGACUGAUAUAUACCUCAAGCACUAAACAACUGGAUUGUGAGGCUUCGUGAGACCCUAAAGUCUAACUUACUUAAUCCUCGUCAUGCUUGAGGCACAUAAAACAUCCUGUAUCUGGUCUGCAGCCUUCUGAGCCCAAAGUCUUCUCCUAUUAUUUUUGCAGCAUCCAGUGUUGGAUGAGCCCAUUGCAGAGGCUGUCUGCAUUAUCGCAGACACUGAUAAGUGGAUGGUGCAGGUAGCCAGCAGCCAGAGACGAGCCACGGACAACAACAAACUGGGGAAGGAGGUCCUGGUGUCCAGCCUCGUAUCCAGCCUCCUCCAGUCCACCCACCAGCUCUACAAAAUGAACCUCUCCCCCAAUUUUGUAAGUUCAUACAAAUGCCAAAUUAGCAUGCAGUUAUUAGCAGUGUGAAUAAUCCCUACUUUGGCUACUCGGUAUCACAAACCUCUAAUAAGAUUAUAACUCUCCUCUCCUCAGUGCAUAAUGCACCUAGAGGACCGACUCCAGGAGAUCUACUUCAAGAGUAAAAUGCUGGCAGAGUACCUGAAGGGACAGACUAGAGUCCACGUCAAGGAGCUUGGAAUGGUCCUGGGGUGAGCAGCUAAACCGUUCUUAUACAUUGGCAUUGCAUCCCAAAUGGAACCUAUUCCCUAUAUAGGGAAUAAGGUGCCAUUUAUUUAAAAAUAUAAAUAUUGUAAUCAAUGUUCUUUCUGUUCUUAAAAUACUGCACUUUGUUAUUUACAUCUGAAUAACAUUCACAGUAACGGAGUUAGGAGAAUAUACCCAUGGCUUGUUGCUUAGCGAUGUACAAUAUUCUAAGCAUGGCUCUCUUAUUUCAGUAUUGAGUCUAGUGACCUUCCACUGCUGGCAGCCGUGGCGAGCACUCACUCUCCCUAUGUGGCCCAGAUACUGCUAUAA